Molecule: messenger RNA, 4203 nt
Organism: Mugil cephalus (flathead mullet)
Lineage: Eukaryota; Metazoa; Chordata; Actinopteri; Mugiliformes; Mugilidae
Exons: 4
Coding region: 1-3189 (1062 amino acids)
Biological process (GO): protein ubiquitination
Molecular function (GO): ubiquitin-protein transferase activity; zinc ion binding; protein binding
Source: RefSeq, a predicted model, not a curated record
AUGGCUUCCAGAUCAGAGGAGGAUCUCUGCUGUCCGGUCUGUCAGGAGGUCUUCAGAGAUCCUGUUCUCCUGUCAUGUAGCCACAGCUUCUGUAAAGUCUGUGUGAAGAACUGGUGGAGACAGAAUCCAUUACACCAGUGUCCAGUUUGUAAGAGAAGAGCUUCAAGAGAUGAUCCACCGUUGAACUUGGUGUUGAAGAACCUGUGUGAGUCCUUCUUACAGGAGAGGGAUCAGAGAUCUCCAGAGGCUCUCUGCAGUCUGCACUCUGAGAAACUCAGACUCUUCUGUCUGGACCAUCAGCAGCCAGUGUGUCUCGUCUGCAGAGAUUCAGAAAAACACUCCAAACACAGAUUCAGACCCAUCGAAGAAGCAGCAGCAGAUCUAAAGAAGAACCUUGAGGAAACUCUGGAGCCCUUAAAGAAGAAGUUAAAGGUUUAUGAAGAAGUUAAAGUGAAGUUUGAUGAAACAGAAAAACACAUCAAGGUCCAGGCCCGACACACAGAGAGGCAGAUUAAGGAGCAGUUCAAGAAGCUUCACCAGUUUCUAGCAGAGGAAGAGGAGGCCAGGAUGGCUGCACUGAGGGAGGAAGAGGAGCAGAAGAGUCAGAUGAUGAAGGAGAAGAUGGAGGCUCUGAGCAGAGAGAUAGCAGCUCUUUCAGACACAGUCAGAGCCACAGAGGAGGAGCUGAGAGCUGAAGACGUCUCAUUCCUCAACAACUACAAGGCUGCAGUGGAAAGAGUCCAGCGCUGCCCCCUGCUGGAUGAUCCACAGCUGCCCUCAGGAGCUCUGAUAGACCAGGCCAAACAUCUGGGCAACCUGGCCUUCAACAUCUGGAACAACAUGAAGGACCUGGUCUCCUACACUCCUGUCAUUCUGGAUCCAAACACUACUUAUCCAGAAAUGAUCCUGUCUGAAGAUCUGACCAGUGUGAGACGAGGCGAUAAACAACAACUUCCUGAUAAUCCAGAGAGGUUUGAUUGGUUCUGGUCUGUCCUGGGCUCUGAGGGCUUUAACUCAGGGACUCACAGCUGGGAUGUUGAGGUUGGAGAUAACACAUUCUGGAUACUGGGUGUGUUAGCAGAGUCUGUCCAGAGGAAGGGACGUAUAGAGUCUGGAUUGUGGACAAUAAGAUUCCAUGGAGGUAAAUAUGCAACUUUCUCACAAGCUUCUUCCAUUGAUCUCCCAAUAGAGAAGAAGCUCCAGAGGAUCAGAGUGAAUCUGGACUGGAACAGAGGACAACUGUCCUUCUCUGAUCUUGAUACUAACACACACAUACACACCUUCACACACACUUUCACUGAGAGGAUGUUUCCAUAUAUUAACACUGGGAAGAAAGUGAAGAUAUUACCAGUGAAUCAGAUCAGUCGUACUGGACCUGCGGGCAGUCGGACAAGAGACGAGGAAGCUGACACCCAGACAGCAGCCAAAGAGAACAACUGGGGAACCCACGAUCCUCAGUCGUUCUUUGAAAUGUUUGAGACAACAGCAGCGGCGUGUGGUUGGUCAGGAGCAGAGUGGGCUGUGGCCUGCUGCCCCUAUUAUCGGGUGACGCACAGACAGCGGCGCUCUGUCUGCUGGCCUCCUCUUGGAGACAAUAUGGGGAACCGAUUGGGAUACUCGGCCGAGGACCACUGCCGCAGGUUCAGAGGAACGAAGAUGGGGCCCACCGACUGGCCGUUUGUAUACGCACAGCAGCUGAGGGACGCAGCGAACAGAUGGUUGCAGCCGUGGGAGUCCACGGGCGAGGAGCUGUUCGUGUUGGAACAGUUCAUUGAGGGGUUCCCAGCUGGCACAUCCGAGUGGAUGGCUUCCAGAUUAGAGGAGGAUCUCUGCUGUCCGGUCUGUCAGGAGGUCUUCAGAGAUCCUGUUCUUCUGUCAUGUAGCCACAGCUUCUGUAAAGUCUGUCUGAAGAACUGGUGGAGACAGAAUCCAUCACACCAGUGUCCAGUUUGUAAGAGAAGAGCUUCAAGAGAUGAACCACCAUUAAACUUGGUGUUGAGGAACCUGUGUGAGUCCUUCUUACAGGAGAGAGAUCAGAGAUCUCCAGAGGCUCUCUGCAGUCUGCACUCUGAGAAACUCAGACUCUUCUGUCUGGACCAUCAGCAGCCAGUGUGUCUCGUCUGCAGAGAUUCAAGAAAACACUCCAACCACAGAUUCAGUCCCAUCGAUGAAGCUGCGCAGCAGCAUAAGAAGAACCUUGAGGAAACUCUGGAGCCCUUGAAGAAGAAGUUAAAGGUUUGUGAAGAAGUUAAAGUGAAGUUUGAUGCAACAGAAAAACACAUCAAGGUCCAGGCCCGACACACAGAGAGGCAGAUUAAGGAGCAGUUCAAGAAGCUUCACCAGUUUCUAGCAGAGGAAGAGGAGGCCAGGAUGGCUGCACUGAGGGAGGAAGAGGAGCAGAAGAGUCAGAUGAUGAAGGAGAAGAUGGAGGCUCUGAGCAGAGAGAUAGCAGCUCUUUCAGACACAGUCAGAGCCACAGAGGAGGAGCUGAGAGCUGAAGACGUCUCAUUCCUCAACAACUACAAGGCUGCAGUGGAAAGAGUCCAGCGCUGCCCCCUGCUGGAUGAUCCACAGCUGCCCUCAGGAGCUCUGAUAGACCAGGCCAAACAUCUGGGCAACCUGGCCUUCAACAUCUGGAACAACAUGAAGGACCUGGUCUCCUACACUCCUGUCAUUCUAGAUCCAAACACUGCUAAUCCAUAUCUGAUCCUGUCUGAAGAUCUGACCAGUGUGAGAUUAGGAGGAGAUAAACAACAGCUUCCUGAUAAUCCAGAGAGGUUUGAUUAUUACUUAUCUGUCCUGGGGUCUGAGGGUUUUAACUCAGGGACUCACAGCUGGGAUGUUGAUGUUGGAGCUACCACAGUGUGGACACUGGGUGUGUUAGCAGAGUCUGACAUCAGGAAGGGAAGCAUAAGAUCUGGAUUGUGGAGAAUAAGGCUCGAUGAAGGUAAAUACUCAGCACGGUCAUCACCAGAUCCUGCCAUUGAUCUCCCAGUAAAGAAGAAGCCCCAGAGGAUCAGAGUGAAUCUGGACUGGAACAGAGGACAACUGUCCUUCUCUGAUCUUGAUACUAACAAACACAUACACACCAUCACACACACUUUCACUGAGAGGAUGUUUCCACACUUUGGGACUAGGGGUAAACUCCCAUUGAAGAUAUUACCAGUGAAUCAGAGCAGUCACAGAUGAACAGGAUUAUUAUAAAUGUGCAUUAUAAGGUUGGCCUGAAGAGGAAAACACAACGACAUUUCAGAUUACGGAAAACAGGGACAACACAUCUUGUUUCUGAUUGGACAGAUCCCAUUCUGAAAUGGAAGAUGAUGUGAUUUGUUGUUUCACUGCCGAGAAAGGACAGAACCCGACAGUGUAACAUCAUUUCCUGUUUCUACUCUGGACAACUGUGUGGAAACACAUGCAGAAAUCUGGCAACGUAUCAUACUAAUAACAUGUACUGUGUCUACAUUGACCAUCAACAAAGCCUCCUUUUGGCAGAGAAACAACCAAUCACAUCAGAAACAAGAAGUGUUGUCCCUAACCAUUUCCAUAAUAUGAAAUGUUGUUGUGUUUUGACCUUCAGGGUAACUGUAGUAUUGGGCUGUUGUGAUGUGAUCAAAAAAUUGUUGUUUUGUUGGCAUGAAUGUUUAGAGACAAGUCAAAGUCCCAACCUUAAUCCAAUAGAAAUGCUGUAGCAUCAGUUGAUGAGAGGAAACCACAAACAUCUCACAACUGAGGUGGUAGCAUGCUACCGUUCAGUAGCAUCCAUGUUACACAGCUAACACAUUAUUUGGCUAAGUUAACACCAUUAUUGGCUCUGCUCUCCACGGUAUAUUAUGUCAAGAAAAAAGUCAAUCUCUCCUUUGGUCCAUCGCUAAUUCUCUUCAGUACUUCAAAGUCCUAAUACUGAGGAUUAGAGUGUGAUUGUAAGCUAAAAGAGAAAGGAUUUCUUUGUCAGGCUUUCAGUCUGAAAAUGUCAAUUUCGAUUUUAUUUUCAAUAUUGUCGACUUCUUUCUUGACACAUUGACUUUUUUCUCAAAGUGUGUCUCAUUUUAUUUUCUCAUGUGUGGCCCUAAUACUCAUCCAUAGAGCAGAGAGCAGCUUCAAUGUUGAUGUGUAUCUGAUGUUUCAGUCAAAUUUGAAUUGACUCACUGAACGACACAUUUUUCCCUCUGAGAACACUCAUAAUAAACUGACUGCACAACUUUU